AUGAAGCGCUCUAUUUCCCCGAAUGCACGGAAAUCUCUCAAACUAUCUGGUCUGAGUCCUCGUAGCAGUUCAACUAAACAUGAUUGGGAUUCUGUUGGAACGAUCAAAUUUUUUACUGACAAAGAUGAUGAUAUCAGUGGUUUGGAUGAAGCGAUGCGAAACAUUAGUAUGGGUGCAAAACAGUCCACAGAAGCAAAUGUGCAGUCCUCCUCGCUUACUGAUGGCAAAGAAUCUACGUCGUGUGCUACAUUUAUUGAUGAGUUAAGCCAGCAGGGUAAAUCAAUAGUUGAGAUUGCUGUUGAAGCGACAACUAUUUCUGAAUCUGCUAGCCUUCUGGAUUCAGUUGAUUCAAAUGAGUCAGAGAAACCUGUACAUCGUGAUGAUGAUGAAUCUCUAGGUGUAUUCUCAUUCAGUAAUGAUUUAAAUAUGACAUCAAAUAUGUUUCCGAAUGCUGCUUUUGUAUCUACGGCUGGCGAUGAAACUACCACAUUUUACAUGAAUGAGUCUCAGGAUAUAUCGCUAUCAAAGCCAACCAAUCAUGCUGCGUUUUCACCAAAAUCCAAUGUCAACCGUAAUCUGAUAAAAACAAUAUCAUUAGAUGAUGAUUCAGAUGUUCACUCUCUUUCAGAUGUACUACCAAGUUCAUCUACAGAUUUUAAGUCAGCUCCUAGUACAACUGUUGCGUCCAACCUUGAUUUUUAUCACUCUGGAAGUAACAGCAUAGCAUUUAAUGAAUCCAGUGAAAAAACUAGCUCUAUCAUGGGUAAUCAACUUGAUUCACAAGGAAGUAUUUCUCAUGAUUUAAUAAAAUCACCAACAAAUAUCAAUAAUGAUAAGACAAAGAAAAUAUCUGAUCCCAACUAUCCAUCGUCUUUGGUUGGUUCAAUCACCCCAUCAUUGUCCACGCGUAUGAAAAGCGAUUCAUCUUCAUCAACAUUUAUGUCCAAUAAAGUUACUGAACCAAGCUAUGUUGGCAUUUCAAAUAUUGAUAAUUCGAAAUUUAUUUCCUCUAAUCAUCCUUCAUUUCUUCUGGAAAGCACAGAAAUUAAACAACGGCGUAUUGGUACUACAAAUACUAUAUUAGAGCCUACAAGUGUCGGGGUUUCUUCAAAGCAGGAACCGCGCAAAACCUCGAAAUCGAAACUACAUCGUUUACCCUUAAAGAAUAAGUAA
This is a messenger RNA of Heterobilharzia americana, 1173 nucleotides long. NCBI's taxonomy places the organism in Eukaryota, Metazoa, Platyhelminthes, Trematoda, Strigeidida, Schistosomatidae. The record is from the annotation of a GenBank genome assembly.